Molecule: messenger RNA, 1184 nt
Organism: Phragmites australis (common reed)
Lineage: Eukaryota; Viridiplantae; Streptophyta; Magnoliopsida; Poales; Poaceae
Product: U11/U12 small nuclear ribonucleoprotein 31 kDa protein
Exons: 1
Coding region: 66-851 (261 amino acids)
Biological process (GO): mRNA splicing, via spliceosome
Cellular component (GO): U12-type spliceosomal complex
Molecular function (GO): RNA binding; zinc ion binding
Source: RefSeq, a predicted model, not a curated record
AACCCAACAUACACAUACACAACCUAAAUUCACAUCCGAGAAGGGGAAAGAGAAGCGGAGGCAAAAUGUCUCGCCGGCGGCGGCAAGGCUCCGACUCCGACGGCGAGGACGACAGCUUCCUCUACCGCUACCCGCUCCCCUCCGCCGCUGACUCGAGCGCCUCCGCAUCCGGGUCCGCGGGAGGUGGCGGCAAGCCCAGGGGCGGCGGCGGCUCGGGCGGCCUCGCGCCGUCCAAGUCGACGGUGUACGUGUCCAACCUCGACUUCGCGCUCACCAACUCCGACCUCCACCUCCUCUUCUCCCGCUUCGGCCGCGUCGCGCGUGUCACCGUCCUCAAGGACCGCGGGACCCCCCGACGCAGCCGAGGCGUCGCCUUCGUCCUCUUCGUCCGACGCGAGGACGCCGCCGCCGCCGCCGCCGAGAUGCACGGCAAGGUCCUCAAUGGGCGCACCCUCUCCGCCUCCAUCGCCGCCGACAACGGCCGCGCCAAGGAGUUCAUCCGGCGCCGCGACUACCGCGACAAGUCUCGAUGCUACGAGUGCGGCGAGGAGGGACACCUCUCCUACGAGUGCCCCCGCAACCAGCUCGGGCCCCGCGAGAGACCCGCGCCGUCCAAGAAGUCGCGCCGAAGUGGUGGUGGCGGCGGCGGCGGUCGCGGGGGCGGGCCUUCGUGGCACUCGGACGAUGAGGAUGCCGCCGCGGAGUUCGAGGACGACAGGUGGGCGUCGGUGGUGGAUACGAGGGGAGAGGAGGAGGAGGUGGCUGAGAAGGAGAAGAGGAAGGCAAAGGCGGUGAGGAAGGAGAAGAAGAAAGGCUACUUCAGCGACGAGAGCGACGAGGACGAAGACUAAGCUUCAGUCUAUGGUUCUGUUGUGUUCUUGUAAGAGAUCUAACGGGAUCAACUGCAUAGUGUUUGUAUUCUAGCUUCUUGAAAUUUUACGAGUUAAUUCUUGAUUCAACCUUCGUCUUGUCACCGUAGUGCUUCUGUGAUUAUUAAUCUUGUUGAUUAUGAACAAUGCCCCUGGUUUGGCUACUAUGGCCUGUUGAGAAAAUGGUCAUUCAGAAAAGAAAUAGAUAAUUGUUUCUGAAUGUUAGAUCUGUCUUAUGCUUUUGAUGACUGGUAGGCCUGUAAACAUCUUUUUUAGUUACCCUCAUUUAAGAAAUAGACAAAGUUCGUUCACGGA